CAAACAUGGCCGAAGACUCGCGAGGAAGUCGCAUUUUCUCCGAUUUUAACUCCGCUUUCAAUCGUGAUCCUGACAUAGAUGAGUUUGAUAUAAUUCCAAUCCUUGAGCCAAAGCAAAACCGUAGUCCGGUGGUGUUAAUUGAUCACAAACUUGGUUUAGAGCAUUGGUGUGUUCGGAUACUCUAUAGUUAUGCCUAUGAUAGGCUCAUGGACUGGAGGACUAAGCACCUUGGUGCAAGGUCGCUAGAUUACGGUCAUGUUAUUGAGCUGACGAGAGCAGUGCUUGCAGUGAACCCUGAUGUGGCCACAGCAUGGAAUAUAAGAAAGGAAACGGUUCAGAAAGGACAUCUACGAGUUGCUCAAGAUUUUAAGUUUGGUGCAUUGCUUCUGCGAAAGCACCCUAAGAGUCCAGAGACAUUUUGUCAUAGAAAGUGGUUAUUCAAUCAUCUGAUGAGGACAGACCCAAGGUUUGCGCCACUAAACUUUGAUCUAGAUCCACUCAAUAUCGAUGCCAUAAAUGUUCAGCUCGCGCCGUCAGGAAAUGUGGGUGAAAUGAGGCUGCAGAUACCAUCUGACGUCCUUAACCUGGUGCAGGAAGAGAUGAGUGUCUGCCAGAUGGCUGCUGACCGUUAUCCGAGUAAUUAUAACGCAUGGAGCCAUCGCAUCUGGGUGCUGCAACACGUGGGAAAAUGUGAUAGACAGAUUCUCCUGACAGAGCUAGAUCAAACCAAAGAAUGGGUUUCUCUGAAUAUCUCCGAUCACAGUGGAUUCCACUAUCGUCAGUUUGUAGUGCGCCACCUAUAUCCUGACCAUGAAAGCGAUGAAGUUGACAAGACGAUCCUGGAAGUUGAGCUUGAUGAUACGACUGAUUUGUUAAAGAGGUAUCCCGAACACGAAUCUGUUUGGUGUCACAGACGCUUCAUUGUUGAAUACCUGCAAAGCACUAGUAACCAUGAGACGAGGGAUGGCUCACCCGAUCGUGAAGUCACAAAAAAGAGUCGCCUCGAUGUCGAAGACGACACCAAUUUAGAUAUCAUUCAACGAGAAUUGGAAUUCUGUAAAAAGUUUAUCAAUAAUAGCAAGAAAAAGUCUGUGAAGCAGCAACUGGCAUUGAAGUAUAGAACCUGGCUAGAAAGAACUUUUAUGGAGUGUGUUGAUGACCUUUAGUACAUUUUCUCCCCAGACACUGAGCUUGACUUUGGGGACUGGUAUGAAGUGCAUUGACGAUCUUUGGUACCAUGUCAGUGCAAAGAACAGAGCGUAAUUUGACAGGACUGUUAUGAGGUGCAAUGAUGAUCUCUAGUACAGUGUCAGUGGAAAAAUUCAGCUUAAUUUGAAAGAACUGUUAUGAAGUGUGUUGAAAAUCGUUUAACCAUGCCAGCACGAAGAGGUGCAUUUGCUUUGUUAUGCUUCAUAGCAUUUAUGAUCACAGGUCACACAUACAAAAAUAGCUUGUUUGCGUGACACUUCAUUACACCACAUGACAUGACAUGAGCAACCUCUCUUCACUUGUGUAAAUAUAAAAUCUUGAUGUAUAUAAGGGUCAAGUUUUUUCCUGUAGCUGUUUAGCCAACUUGCAAAGCCAACCAUUUUUCAUCAACUACAAGACCUGUUCAUUGCUCUGUAUGUACACCAUAGCUGAAAAAGACUGAAUGUUUUCAUUGUGUUACCGGUAGGCAAGGGGAGGGAGGAGGUUGGUAAGCCGUAACUUCAUUGUCUGAAAUUUUGUCCGAGACAAGAGGAAACUUGAUUAGUCUUGCCUGAGGGUGUUUGGCAAGGGAGAGAUUAAGUUAUUUUGUCUUUUUCAGCUUCAAUAUAUUUUGCGAUAAUCCCUUAAUCUGUUGCCUGGUAAUGCAAUAUAAUAAUGUUAUGAAAUGCAAUGAGCACAAUCAUGAGGGAAACAUCAUGUCAAUUCCUUUAGGACGUCUUGACCCUUGUAUCUAUUGGAUAUGACAUUUAUGAGAUAUGUAAACAAGGGUUUUGUUUCUCUUUCAAUCAAGCCUGGAAUGUUGUUGAGUGCAAUAAGAAAGUAGGUUAUGUUGGCAUUCCUAGCUCGAUUUCUUUUGGGGUGUUGAGAACUGUACGAAGAGCAGGAAACACAACAUCAGUUCCAUCUAAUGCUUUGAUGUUCAGGGUCCAAGCCAUUUUAAAAUAGCCAUGGUGUUUUCUUGAUGAUUACCAACAGCUUCACAUCUUACUUUCUAUGUUAACCUGUGUGUUCUAUUUAUCAAAAAGUAUUAAAGUGUUCUUCUCCGGCAAUGGAAAUGGUCCUAGAAAGUCGGUUUUUUUAGCCUGAGAAAAAGCUAUCCCCUCUUUCUUUUCCUUCAUUAAUGUGCCCAACAUGACCCUUGUUGAUUGGUCAAAAGCCAGAGGACACCACCCUGGCCACAAAGCUCUGAACUUCAUUCAUCUCCCUGAUUUAUCUUCGCUGUUAAAACUGCCGUGCUAUUUUCUCAAAUUGUUAUUAUUUACACCUGUUCAAGAACUGAAUGAAGUUCAAUAUUGUUAUUGUUAGGUGCUGUCAAAGCAGUUGAACUCUUUCAAUGCCACUCAGCCUCCUUAGAAAAUACUGUAAAUUUGCCUCUAGGAAUUCCCAUUAUAUAUGUACUGUGAACCGACAAAUUUUUGCGGCUUUCAUGAAUAACUGUGAUUUGCAAAAAUAUAAAUUGCAAUAACAUAUUUCUUUUGGUGGAAAAACAAUAAGACAUUUCGUAGUCGAAAGUCGUGAAAAUGCUACUACAUGUAUUUUAAAGAUUUUUUGCAAGUUGCCAAAAUAUAUGUGUGUUGAUACAAAAAAUUUCCAUUGUUGUGUAUAAAUGAUAGAAACAAGGACAUCAAGACAAUUCUGUUAAGCAUUGAGCAUACAUACAGCCACCUAAUGGUUUGAUGUUUUGGUAAUUAAUAAUGGCACAAUUCAGCUAUAUUUUCUUCUUAUUACUGUUAACCUGGGAAUAUUCUUUGGCUAAUUUUGUUUGUGCAAUCUAUCUGUAGAACUCAAUACUCGAGCCCAAAAUAUAAUUUCUCAAAUCAUUUUUUUGGAAGAAAAUUUCACAAAACAGUAAAGGUUUUCAAGCUGAAAAUAUCUCAUGGCCAGUUAAGUGUAUGUAACUUGUACAGUCUAUUGUAUACAAAUAUAACGGUGCUUUUCAA
This is a messenger RNA of Lineus longissimus, 3149 nucleotides long. RefSeq names its product protein prenyltransferase alpha subunit repeat-containing protein 1-like. Gene Ontology annotation, molecular function: protein prenyltransferase activity. The transcript has 7 exons. Gene Ontology annotation, cellular component: cytoplasm. NCBI's taxonomy places the organism in Eukaryota, Metazoa, Nemertea, Pilidiophora, Heteronemertea, Lineidae. Gene Ontology annotation, biological process: protein prenylation. The record is from RefSeq and is a predicted model, not a curated record. The coding region runs from base 6 to 1166 and encodes 386 amino acids.